GCCCCUCCCCGUCGGCUCGCUCACACAGGAGGCGCGGGGGGGGCCCGCGCGGGGCGCCUCGCGUGCCGCCCCCCCGCCCCCCAACGGUCGCGGUCUCGGAGGCCCGGGGCAGAGCCGAGGGGCCGGCCGGCUGGCCGGGCGGGCGGGCAUGCAGCCGCCGCCGGAGCCGAGCCCCCAGCGCAGCACGAAAAUGCCUGAAGCCUCAGAAGACCGUAAUCAUUGGAAGGGCUGUUGACUUCCAUUCUUUGGUAAUCUUGAACAUCAUCGAUCUGGCAUGGCGCAGGGCAGUCAACAACUUGACGUGCAGGUACUCCAUGAUCUCCGACAACGUUUCCCUGAGAUACCUGAAGGGGUGGUGUCUCAGUGCAUGCUUCAGAACAACAACAACCUAGAUGCCUGUUGUCGAGCCCUUGCACAGGAGAGCAACAAAUACUUGUAUAUGGAGUACCAUAGCCCUGAUGACACCAGAAUGAAUAGGAAUAGCCUUUUGCACAUUAAUCUGGGUAUUCAUCCUCAUACCAGCUAUCAUGCAGGGGAUGGAGCUCAACUUAAUGGUGGUCGUACACUGGUACACAGUUCAAGUGAUGGACAUAUUGAUCCACAACGCACAGCAGGUAAACAGCUGAUAUGCUUAGUUCAAGAACCACAUUCUGCUCCCGCUGUUGUGGCAGCUUCUCCUAGUUACAAUCCAUUUUUCAUGAAUGACCAGAAUAGAAAUGCAGCUACUCCUCCUCCACAGCCACCUCCUCAGCCAUCUUCCAUACAACCAGGAAUGAACACAUCUGCUAUGCAAGGCCCUCCUCCCACGUAUAUGCACAUACCUCGGUACAGUACAAAUCCCAUUACUGUUACAGUAUCACAAAACCUCCCCUCUGGACAGAGUGUACCCAGAGCUCUACAAAUUCUUCCACAGAUUCCAAGCAAUCUUUAUGGGACUCCUGGCUCUAUUUAUAUAAGACAAACAUCUCAAAGUUCUUCAGGACGACAGACUCCUCAAAAUACGCAGUGGCAUUCAUCACCACAGGGCCCAGUUCCACAUUAUACUCCCCGUCCUCUACCUGUGUAUCCACAUCAGCAGAACUACCAACCUUCUCAGUAUUCUCCUAAACAAGCUCAGAUCCCUCAGUCAGCUUUUCGAUCACCACCGGCAUCCCAGUGUCCCUCUCCCUUUGGUUCUCCUCAACACCAAGUUCAGCCACCUCAGUUGAGUCAUCAGAGUUCACAUGUUUUCAUGCCUCCUAGUCCUUCAACUGUCCCACCCCAUCCAUAUCAGCAAGCAUCCCAGACUUUUCAAAAACAAGGCGGUCACUCUGUAUCGUAUCUUCCUCCUUUUGCUGGACCUAGUUUAUCCAAAGGUUCCAUGAAUAAAAUAGAAAUUACAGUUGAGCCCCCACAAAGACCUGGGACUGCAAUGAACAGAAGUCCUUCGCCAAUAAGUAAUCAACCAUCUCAACGAAACCAGCACCCACUGUAUACAGCCACUACUCCUCCUUCAAGCUCUCCAUCAAGAGGUAUGUCAGGUCAACCCAAACCUCCAUUUAGCGUUAAUCCAGUAUAUAUUACCUACACUCAACCAACCGGACCUACAGGUGCACCAACACAGUCUCCUCGGGUAAUGGUAUCUCAGCCAAACCCAACCAUUUUUAAAAUCACAGUAGGGCGAGCACCGACUGAGAAUCUUUUAAAUUUAGUGGACCAAGAAGAGCGUUCUGCAGCACCAGAACCUAUUCAGCCUAUUUCUGUAAUGCCAGGAUCUGGAGGAGAGAAAGGAAGCCAUAAGUAUCAGAGAAGUUCUAGUUCUGGAUCAGACGACUAUGCUUACACUCAAGCCUUGCUGUUACAUCAGCGAGCAAGGAUGGAGAGAUUAGCAAAGGAACUGAAGCUUGAGAAAGAAGAGCUUGAACGCUUGAAAGCUGAAGUCAAUGGUAUGGAGCAUGACCUAAUGCAGAGGCGGCUUCGAAGAGUUAGCUGUACAACUGCAAUUCCAACACCUGAGGAAAUGACCAGAUUGAGAAGCCUCAACAGACAGCUCCAGAUAAACGUUGACUGUACACUGAAAGAAGUUGAUCUCCUUCAAUCUAGAGGGAACUUUGAUCCGAAAGCCACAUGUAACUUCUAUGAUAACAUAGAGCCUGGUCCUGUUGUGCCACCAAAGCCAUAUAAAAAGGAACAUCAAAACAGCUCCAAACAGACUCCACGGACUCAGCCAAGAGAUGAAGACUUUGAAGGGGCUCCAUGGAAUUGUGAUAGCUGCACCUUUCUAAAUCACCCAGCACUAAAUCGCUGUGAGCAGUGUGAAAUGCCACGAUACACUUGAAAAGCAGGCAGGGGCUGGCACUGGGUUUAAAACAGGCUCUCAAGCCGACAGCUGUAGGAGAAGGAAACAUGGGGAACCUUUCAGUCCAUCUGCCCGGCCUUUGCAAGUCAACAAUCUUCAUAUUGCAAGGGUGGGAGUAAUGUUUCUGCUUGUGCUACACUAUAAAAGAUAAAUUAAGGGUGAAAUUCUUUCAUGUCCCAUUACAGUGAGCAAAGCAGAAAACGAAACCUGAACACGUAAAAGGAUUAAUUUUGGGAAGAAUGUGAUACAAGAAAGCAAAUAACUACUGGUGUUUAGUCCUGUGGUUCUAGUUACUGCUUAGUGGCUCUAAAGGAGAAAAAUCAAAGAAAGGAAACAAAACCCAACAAACCACACACAAUAAAGAAAAAAAAACUUCUUGUUUUUUUUUUUUUUUAAAUAAAAUUCUAGGACUCUUAGUAAUGGUGUGAAAUGUUACACUGAACCAUAAAAACUGAAGAGCCAGAGCUGACUUAUCCUGGCCACAGCUAGCUGGAAAACAAAGGCUCCCUGUGCUUCUAGAUUGUAAGCUACUGAAACAGAAGACAGGUAAAUGCAACGAUAAAAUUUGCAAUGCAUUAAAAAAACAAACCACAAAACAAGCAAACAAACCAACCAACAACAAGGAGAAGAGUAUUUGUAAUUGCUGCUUUUUUUCAGGGUAACUUAUGUCUACAAAAAACCUGCUGUUUGAAAUAGUAACCUAAGGUGACUAAAUGAGAUACAGGAUGAGUGUUACCGAGAGCUUAAUCAGAGGUGAAUCUUUACAAUCCCUUUUGCUUGUACAGUGCUCACCUGGCUGUGUCAACAAUGGUAAUAAACUAAGAAUGAAUUCUACCAUGCUGCUGCAUGCUUUCACUAGGCCAUUGUGUUUCAAAGCUAAAAGUAUGCUUCCGUAUGCACCAGUCUCCUGAGCCUGUGCCCUGGAGCAGCACGGUGACGUAUGCCAAACAGACUAAUCCAAAUUUGGUUUGGAAGGCUUGAGCUCAGCCAUGGUUGCGUAGGAGAAGAUUUUGUACCCAGUUCCUUAGGCCUUUUCAGCUUCCAAUUUUUGAAGAAUUCCUUAUGUUUACAGCACAGAAGGUACUUUGUGCCCCAGUUGAAAGUUAGCUGAAAAAGAAUCAAUCAAUUAGCUCUUCAGUAAAGGUUUAUUUGCACAUUGUAAAUAAACCAGCCUGUACAAAACAGCAGAUGCCAGAUUUUGAGGAAUUACACACUGCAUUUUUUUAUUUAGGUUUUUUUCCAGUCAGGAAAUACUUGCCAUAGGUGGAAGAACACAAGACUUGCAACUGAAAAAUCAUACUGGUACUUCCAUGCAUAUGAUAUACUGUAUUAUAAAGGUGAUGUUCAAUUUGUUUGAAUGCUUCAGGUUGCUGUAAUAAAGCACUCAAUACUUGUGAAAUCAAACUUGGAUUUGGGCAGCUGAAUGCUUAUGUUACACAACUGUGCGACUGAACAGGAUGUUCUUGUGUACUGGCCAAGCUGGUACAGUGCAUUUGAGGUUUGAUAUUAUAGCAUGUGUCGAGAUUCAGAGACACAGCCUGAAUUCAGAAGCACAUCAGCUGAGUUAUGGUAAUUGACUUUGCAACUGUGAGGCAACAUGUGCUAGCUGAACCUCACCAGAAGAGGUUGAAACUACUUCAUUGGAAAUUGUUCAUAGCUCAUGGCAGCCACAUCCAUAUGGUCAAUUUCCACAGUUCCUUUGAUGUGUGGUAAUGCGUUAAGCUGUGGUAGCACAAUCAUGUGUCUGAAUCCUCAUUUCCAAUCAAGCAGCAUUUUUAAGGGGUGGGUGGUGGAAAACUCAUCUUGGCUGCGUUGCUGGUGUCCGCUCCCUGCAAUUUAGAAGGAUAACAGUAAAAGAAAAAAAAACAACCACCAACAAACCAACCCAGUGAUCUCAGAUGAGGAACCAAUGCCUGAUUUGGCAUUUUUCAAUAUGUUCUUGCACUAAUUACAUUUUCAGUACAAUUUUAAUUAAGGUAGGAGAUCUCCAGCAAUCAGUGUGCACCACCAAUGAGCAAAAUAGUCAAAAGUGUCAAAGGCAACAAAGCUCCUUCCCCUUCCCCUUUCCCUUCCCUUUUCCUUUCCCC
Dryobates pubescens (Downy woodpecker) is the source of this 4425-nucleotide messenger RNA. RefSeq names its product TGF-beta activated kinase 1 (MAP3K7) binding protein 3 (gene TAB3). The transcript is spliced from 7 exons. Gene Ontology annotation, cellular component: extracellular exosome. Gene Ontology annotation, molecular function: ubiquitin binding. The coding region runs from base 275 to 2317 and encodes 680 amino acids. NCBI's taxonomy places the organism in Eukaryota, Metazoa, Chordata, Aves, Piciformes, Picidae. The record is from RefSeq and is a predicted model, not a curated record.